UGCAGGUUUAGAGACUUUGGAGGACCUGAGAGGCACAGGGACUAUCCCAGGAUGAAGAAAUAGUAAGGAAAAGGAGGUCUGCAUUCAUCUCUGUCUCCUCAAAACUAGGUCCCUAGUUAGGUUUCCAGGGACCUGUGGGUAGGGCUAUGUGGUCUCAUUGUGUACAGUUCAAGAGAUGACGUGGGGUCAUAGACCUCAACAGAUCUUAGAACUCUGGUAACCAGGCACCCACAUUGCCCCAUCCAGCUCACUUGAUUGGAGACAGUCAACAGGCAAAGAUGUUUUGUUGUUGUUUCCCAACUUUUGGAGGAUCUGGGCUCAAAAAAUCCCAGAAAGAGAAUCUUUUUGGUAGUUGGCGAUGUUUGCUCAGCCUUAAUUCUUGACGCCUCUGGGCAUCUGGCAGGAGGCAGUGAAAGGUAACACGGGGCAGCCCAGGAGAGGCUAGUGCAGGCCAGGGCACAGCUGUGAUCCCACCUGAUCAGCCCCACACCCCUUGCCCCUCUUUGUGUGUGUGUGUGUGUGCAUGUGUCUGUGAGGAGGAGAGAAGGCAGGACAUAAGGGGCGGGUCAUUCCUGAGCAGGAGCUGGUUGUUAGGUGUCGGAAACCUAACAGCUAGGUCAUGUUCAUACCUCAGGCCAUGCCUGGCAGCAUGAGAAGGUGAGCUCCUCUACUCAUAUUGUUACCGAGCACUAGAGGAUUCAUCUCCUUCCCUCCCUGACCAGAGUUCUUUGCAGGGAUGCCCCUCUGUGCCUGAACUGAGGAACAGAUAUUCUCUUGGCGGUUGGCCCCAGUGGCAGUGUGCAGGCAGCCCCUGAUUUCUUCUGGCCCAGUUCCCAGGCAGUCUUUGCAGAACUCCACUCAGGAGGUUGUUGAGUAACUGCCCAAUGGUUUCAACUCCACCAACUCACUAGACAAGGGGCAGGUACAUGAGGCCACCCACACUUUGCAGUGCUGCUCUGAGAUGAGAGCAGGAGCAGAGGGUCUCCACACUCAGGAGCUUGAGAUGACGGGGUUGGACUAGAACUAGGGAGGGACCAGACUCAGGCUGUCCCUUUUUUAAGCUAAAGGGGAUGUACAUGAAUGUCAUCUUGCCUGGUUAGGAGAUGAGCUGCCGUGACCCUCUUACCCUUGUCCGGUGUGAGCUUCUGGAGGCCACUGAGGCAGAGCCAGAUGCGUCAGCUGCAGAGAUCCAGCCAGCGGCAGAAGAAGAGCAGUGGGCAGUGGUGGAGGUAGAGCUGGCUCCAGCUCCGUUGACACCACCCCCUCUAGCACUGGAGCCAGUGUCCCCUCCACCAGCAGUGUUGGAGGUGGAGCAAGGGCCAACAUGGGCUCCAGCAGGAGUGGGAGCUGCUGAGCUGGAGUCACCUGGACCAUCAUUUCUAGUGAGAAGUCCAUCUCCACCUGUGGCUCUUAAGGAGCAUGAGAAGCUUAAUCUCAUGGCCUUCCCUCCUAAGCUGGUGGUGGAGCAGUUUACCAUGAUGGAUGCGGAGCUCUUCCAGAAGGUGGUGUCCUCUCCAUGCCUGGGCUUCACGUGGGGCAAGAGGAACAAGCCCGCAUGA
This is a messenger RNA of Diceros bicornis minor, 1559 nucleotides long. RefSeq names its product ral guanine nucleotide dissociation stimulator-like. Gene Ontology annotation, biological process: small GTPase-mediated signal transduction. Lineage: Eukaryota; Metazoa; Chordata; Mammalia; Perissodactyla; Rhinocerotidae. The record is from RefSeq and is a predicted model, not a curated record. The transcript is spliced from 4 exons. Gene Ontology annotation, molecular function: guanyl-nucleotide exchange factor activity. The coding region runs from base 1104 to 1559 and encodes 151 amino acids.